Paraglomus occultum is the source of this 447-nucleotide messenger RNA. The record is from the annotation of a GenBank genome assembly. Lineage: Eukaryota; Fungi; Glomeromycota; Glomeromycetes; Paraglomerales; Paraglomeraceae.
AUGAAGCACCCAAUUUUUUCCCUAUUCUUUGUGUUAGUUGCUACAGUUUCAGCAAUUAAUGCUAUUCCGUAUGGAUUAAGUAAACGAACUACCCAAUUUGGUGUAUGUGGUACUAUCAGCCCUCUCCCACCGCUUCUCGACGUAUCGAUAUCACCUGAUCCUAUUGUUUCUGGCACGCCCGUUACUUUUUCCAUUAACGGAACUGCGCCAGUUGAUAUUCUCUCGGCUAACGCUGGCAUCCUUUUUUUCAACGACGAGGCAAAAUAUUACAAGACUUUCCACGACGAUUUUUGUAAACUCUCUAACGCAUGCCCAGUCAAGAGUGGUACUAAGUUUGAGUUCAAGUACACGGUUGAUCCGACAGAUUUGCCUGAUUCUUAUACCAUUGACGUCGGUAUAUUAAAUCUCGAUAUCAAACUAUUUAUGUGCGCUACAACCACAGUCUGA